Passer domesticus (house sparrow) is the source of this 2166-nucleotide messenger RNA. RefSeq names its product V-set and immunoglobulin domain containing 10 (gene VSIG10). The transcript has 8 exons. The record is from RefSeq and is a predicted model, not a curated record. NCBI's taxonomy places the organism in Eukaryota, Metazoa, Chordata, Aves, Passeriformes, Passeridae. Gene Ontology annotation, biological process: heterophilic cell-cell adhesion; homophilic cell-cell adhesion. Gene Ontology annotation, cellular component: plasma membrane; adherens junction. Gene Ontology annotation, molecular function: cell adhesion molecule binding. The coding region runs from base 278 to 1723 and encodes 481 amino acids.
UAAGUGGGUGGAUUAGGGCAGCUCUCUGGAAGUGAGGGUCGCUUACCACUCAGGGGACACCGCUCGGCACACACCGCUCGGCACACAGCGCUCUGCCCGGUUCGAGCACUCCCGGCCGUGGGCGGCACCGGGCGGCAGCGCCGGCCCCGCUGUGCCGGGGCCGCCCCCGUGCCCGAGGGGCAGUGAGGUGACCCCAAGAUGGCGGCGGCCCCACGUUGGGGGGUGUCAAGAUGGCGAUGGCCCGGAGCAGCGGCUGUGAGGCGGCGGGACCCGAUGAAUGCACGAACCCCAUCACGGGCCCCUCACGGGCCCUGGCGGGCGGGUCCCCCCGGCCGGGCACGCCCGCCCUCCCUCCCCAGGCCUCUCGCCGGGGCGGCGGCCGGGCAGCACCGCCUCCGCGGGGCUCCGGCAGCGGCGCGCAGCCAUGCAGCUGCUCGGCGGGAUGCCGCCGGCGCGGCUCGUCCUCGCCCUUUGCUUCUGGAGGCUGGUGCCGCGCCGGGAGGCCGCAGGCACGGAUGAAGUGGUCUUUGGGCAGGUGGGAGGAAGCAUCCUCCUCUUAUGCCGCAACGUGUCCAAGGAAGCCACCGAGGUGGUCUGGUUCCAAGGGGAUCCGCGCUCCUUCCCGCCUCUCUUCUCCUCGAGGGUCUCCUUCCCCCCGGACGUCCGCUUUUCCCUGGUGGACAACAGCUCCCUGAGCAUCACGGAGCUGCGCCUGCAGGACGAGGGCAACUACACCUGCAGGGAAGUGCUGAACAAGACGGACCAUGAGCACAGGGUGCAGCUCCUGGUGGCCAAUCCACCACAGGCAACCCCAAAGUGCUGGGCUGAGAGCUCCUCGUCAGGGCUGAUGCUGCAGCUGUUCUGCAGCUGGCCUGGAGGGUACCCCCACCCCACCCUGCACUGGAGAGAAGAGGGGCAGGAUUUGGAGAACUCCAGCUGGGUCAUCAGCUCCACCAGCUCCUCAGACACCCACGUGGAGAUGCUGAACAGCUCCCACCUCGCCCACCGAAAAGUCUUCAAGUGUGUGGGCAGCCACGUGGUGAAGCAGGAGCAGCCUGCCUGCACUGUGGAGAUAAAGCUCCCUUCCCUGGAAUCUGAGCCCCCGCAGACCUGCUUUGUGGGUGACAAUGUGACCCUGACCUGCCGGGUGACCGAGAGCACGCCGGCAGCCCGGCUCAGCUGGCUGCGGGACAUCUCCCAGCCCGAGGAGGAGAUCCAGCCUGGGGGGAGGUUCCUCAUCGCCCAGGAGGGCAACGUGUCCCGGCUCACCAUCCAGAACUGCUCCCAGGGCACUGACGGCGGCUGCUACGUCUGCAAGGCCCAGAACCCCGUGGGGCUGCGGGAGCUCUUCGUCUGCCUCACGGUGAAGCAGCCGGUGAACAUCGUUGGGGUCGUGGGUGCCGUGGUGGUGCUGUCCCUCCUGACUGUUCUCACUGUCACCGGGGUUCUGUUGUACUACAAUCCCCUCCUGUGCCUCAGAGGUGCUGCAUUCAGGAAUGCAGACUCAGGGGAUGUCCUAGUGCUGGUGGACUCUGAAGAUGACGAGGAGGGGAAGGGGUCUGAGGAGGGCCUGAGCAGCUGCACUGAGCACGAGGCCAUGGCGCUGGUCGGUGGGAGCAGGGUCGAGGCUGCUCUCCUGAACCACCUCACAGAAGGUGACGAUGACGAGCUGCACAGUGGGGUCUCUGCGCAGGAUGUGAGAGAAGAGACACGAGGCUCAUAGCUUCUGUCCCUUCUUGAGGAAGCACACGGAGCUCCAGCUGGAAUCCAGCAUCAAGCAGGCCCUCACUGUGUGUGGCUGAGCACAGGAUGUCGGUGUCCUGUCCCUGAAUACUUCAGGCACCUCUCUCUCCACCUGCCCCUUCCACAGUUUCAUUCCGUCCUUCUCCAGCCAUGUUUCUCCAUUUCUUCUCUCUUCUGUUUUCCCCCUUGUUUUGGGUGUCCUUAAAACAAGCACCCAGCACAGGCAGAGCACCUCCUCACUUUGAUGCCUGUGAUGGACUUGAAUUCACGUGUGGGAUUCUGGCUCAGUCUGGAAUGGACCAAGUCACCACAGGGCCACAGUGGUCCUGGGGCGAGGGAAGAAACAAGGGCUGUGUGGGCAGGACACGGCUGACACUGACUCUGGGAAGGCUGAAUGUUUGUAUUAUAAAUAUUUUUCCCCUA